This is a messenger RNA of Zingiber officinale, 1301 nucleotides long. Its product is annotated as biotin carboxyl carrier protein of acetyl-CoA carboxylase-like. Lineage: Eukaryota; Viridiplantae; Streptophyta; Magnoliopsida; Zingiberales; Zingiberaceae. The transcript has 9 exons. Bases 201 to 1058 code for a protein of 285 amino acids. The record is from RefSeq and is a predicted model, not a curated record.
AUGCCCUCACGUUUCCCGAAUUCGUGUCCCAUCAGCGGGGCGGGCGGAGAAGACAGGGAGAGGAAGGGCGGAGAUGUCGAGGCUGCUCCAGUUAUUGUUGCUGCUGUACUCCGAUAAAAUCUGGCGAGCUUCCCGUUGUGCGCAUAUUCCAUUUUUGUCUUCAAUCUUCCCAGAUCCAGCUUUCCUUGGGAGAACUUGCCAUGGCUCUUCAAUUGUUCCGUGGUGCUCCUAUGUCGAUUCCAAAAGCGGAUCCUUCUCAUGAGAAGCCUACUUCCCCCCUUGCUUCAAAUGUUAUUUCAAAAUCUUUAUUUUGGAGAGUUCCAGUUGAUCGACAGAGAUUCAUCUCCACUAUAGGGUUUCAAAAACAACCAUUACAUGUGAUGGCUUCACAGAAUACUUCAGUGGCUACUAGUGCUGACACAUCUAAUAAGAAUUCAAGUGGGCCACUGCAGAAAAAUGUUCAGCAGUCAACAUUUCCCAUUGCAUUCCAGGCACUUGUUGAGGAUGUUUGUGAGCAGACUCAAAUUGCAGAACUGAAACUCAAGAUUGGUGAUUUUGAAAUGUUCCUGAAAAGAGAUAUAGGGAUUUCAUCUGCUCCAAGUCCAGUUUAUGCGCCUGUUGAAUCUCCAAUUACAGCACCGCCAAUCCCGAGUGAGCCAAUGGAGGAAACAGCUACUUCUCCCACUCCUGUCCUGGAACAGGUCUCUACUGAAGAAACUUCUAGCCCAUUUGUCAACAUUUCUGCAGCAAAGACAUUAAAGCUGGCAUCUUUGGAAGCUUCUGGUCACGAUGCAUUUGUUAUUGUAGCAUCGCCAUUGGUAGGUACAUUUCAGAGAGGAAGAACAAUAAAAGGCAAAAGACUGCCUCCUAGCUGCAAAGAGGGGGCUGUUAUCAAAGAGGGGCAAAUCAUUGGCUUCUUGGGCCAAUGUGGAAAUGAACUUCCUAUCAGAUCGGAUGUAGAUGGAGAAGUAUUAAAGAUUCUCUACGAAGAUGGAGAAGCUGUUGGGUAUGGCGAUCCGCUUGUUGCUGUUCUGCCUUCAUUCCACGCUAUAAACUGAGUCUAUCGUAACUUCUCGCCGCGGUUCUGAUCUCCAGUGAUUCAAAUAUACCCGAUGAAUGCUGAUGAGGUUCAUCUGUUGCAUUUUACCUUUGAAUUUAAAUUGAUUGAGGAACUGAACAUUUCAAAUUUGCUUUAUUUUUGGUGUAAAGUUAAAUGUGUGAGGAGUGGUUAAGGAAAAACUGUGCUUUGUUUUAAACACAGGGACCACUAAAUCAUUGAGUAAAUGAUUUUCCUUGGACAA